This is a messenger RNA of Talaromyces atroroseus, 963 nucleotides long. RefSeq lists its product as hypothetical. The transcript has a single exon. The record is from RefSeq and is a predicted model, not a curated record. Gene Ontology annotation, molecular function: signaling receptor activity. Lineage: Eukaryota; Fungi; Ascomycota; Eurotiomycetes; Eurotiales; Trichocomaceae. Gene Ontology annotation, cellular component: membrane. The coding region runs from base 1 to 963 and encodes 320 amino acids.
AUGUCAGAGCCUCGCUUUCGCCCCUCGACGCACCAGCAGCAGUCGAGUGAUAAUAAGAGCCCGGCCAAUGAGAGGAUCACGCCAGAGAUGGCUGUCAAACAGCCCGCAAAAGCAAUCCGAAAGCUGCUUCACUGGGAUGAACUACCAGCCUGGUUACGAGACAAUCGCCAUAUCCACACCGGGUAUCGACCAGCAUCUGCCUCAUUUCUCGUAUCGUUUCAGUCGUUGUCGUAUGUCCAUAACGAGACUGUGAAUAUCUACACUCACCUGCUGCCGUCAUUGGUGGCUUUACCAGCGGGUGUCCGCCUGUAUCAGAUCCUAGCUCCCCGCUACCAAUCAGCAUCUCCGGCUGAUAUCUCCGUAUUCGUGUGUUUCUUUGUCGGCGCGGCAUUCUGUCUGGGAAUGUCUGCGACCUAUCACACCAUUUCAAACCAUUCACCCGCUGUGGCUCGCGUUGGCAAUGCUCUAGACUACGUUGGCAUUGUCGGCCUCAUUACUGGUAGUUUCAUCCCCAGUGUCUAUUAUGGCUUCUACUGCGCACCCAACCUGCAGUUGAUUUACUGGGCUAUGAUCAGUGCAAUAGGCCUGGGGUGCAUUUUUGUUUGCCUGAUGCCUCAAUUUCGGACCCCAGAAUGGCGACCCUUUCGAGCUCUCAUGUUUGUGUCCAUGGGAUUGUCUGCUGUAUUCCCGGUCGUUCACGGCUUAUGGUUGUACGGUGCGAAGCAGAUGACACCUCAGAUUGGCCUCGAUUGGCUGCUUCUUCAGGGUUUUCUCUACAUUCUUGGUGCCACCAUCUACGCAGCUCGCGUGCCAGAGCGACUGCUACCGGGCCGAUUCGAUAUCGUAGGGAGCUCUCAUCAAAUAUUCCAUGUUCUCGUAGUGUGUGCUGCAAUUUCGCAUCUGACAGGUCUUCUGUGUGCGUUUGACUACCGACACAGUGGCGUGGCCGAUGCCUGUCACUAA